AUACCACUGAGGGUGUAACAUGUCUAUAGACGGGACUAAGUUAUUGUUUGAGGGCUUCCUGCAGAAAAGAAAAGAUACUAUGAAAAUGAGGUGGGCAACUUAUUGGUUCAGGCUUCAAAACACAACAUUGUUCUUCUAUACAAAGGAGAACUGCAGUGCUUCACACCUGAGAGGCUAUUACUACAUUUACACAGUGCAGUCAGUGAGGGAGGUCCACAGAGAAGACAGUAAACGCUUCAUGUUUGAGAUUAUCAUGACCAACGGGAAGAGGAAAAUGUUGGCUGCAGAGACGGCGGCUCUCAGACAGCAGUGGGUCAGUCACCUCUGGCAGGCCAUGAACCUCUCGGCCUCCAGGGUGCCCAGCUCCAGAAGCUCAGACGAUGAAGUUUGCGAGCAAAGAGACAGGAUCUACAGCAUUGUCCCGGUCUCCUCACAGUUUGAGAGCGUGAUGGACUCUCUGCCCCCUCGGCCCCUCUCUGCCCCGUCAGGUCACGCCCACCACAAGGUCAGGAGCAUCGACCUUCCCGUCUGCAGGCCGGUGGAGCCAGAGGAAGAGGAGCCCACGUACCAAAACAUACAGUCGAUCUGCAGCUACCAAAAUGAAACAGGUGAAAGUGUCGACAUACAGAGCUCUGACGGGGUGAGAAAUGCAGAGAAGAGACCAGAAGGAGACUAUGAUGUUCUACCAAUUAGGAAAAAGAUAUGCGAGAGCAACGACACAACUGAGACAAAAGAGGUCGUGUACGACGUUCCCGUCUCCCACAGAAGGACGGAUGAAAAUCCAGAGCCUGAAGAAAGCAUCUAUGAUGUACCCAGCUCUUUAAUAAGGAAGGCGUCGUAUCACUCUUCAGAUGAGCAGCUGGAAGAUGCAGCGUACUGGAGAAUAUGAACUCACCCACUUCAUUGCUUUAGUAGCCUUUAUAGAUGUUAAAUAUCUGUGUUUGUGCUUAUUUAUUUCAUGUGUGCACACAUAAGCGAAGCGU
This is a messenger RNA of Cheilinus undulatus (humphead wrasse), 983 nucleotides long. RefSeq lists its product as uncharacterized. The record is from RefSeq and is a predicted model, not a curated record. The coding region runs from base 20 to 889 and encodes 289 amino acids. The transcript has 10 exons. Gene Ontology annotation, molecular function: GTPase activator activity. NCBI's taxonomy places the organism in Eukaryota, Metazoa, Chordata, Actinopteri, Labriformes, Labridae.